Molecule: messenger RNA, 415 nt
Organism: Mus caroli (Ryukyu mouse)
Lineage: Eukaryota; Metazoa; Chordata; Mammalia; Rodentia; Muridae
Product: large ribosomal subunit protein uL16-like
Biological process (GO): translation
Cellular component (GO): ribosome
Molecular function (GO): structural constituent of ribosome
Source: RefSeq, a predicted model, not a curated record
CAAGCCUCUGAUCACAAUGCUGUCCCUGAUCUAGGCUCCAGACAGGGAUGCGUGGUGCCUUUGGGAAGCCCCAGGGCACAGUGGCCAGGGUUCACAUUGGCCAGGUCAUCAUGUCCAUCCGAACCAAGUUGCAGAAUAAGGAACAUGUGAUUGAGGCUCUGCGAAGAGCCAAGUUCAAGUUCCCUGGCCGCCAGAAGAUCCACAUCUCAAAGAAGUGGGGCUUCACCAAGUUUAAUGCAGAUGAAUUUGAAGACAUGGUUGCUGAGAAGUGGCUCAUUCCUGAUGGCUGUGGUGUCAAAUAUAUCCCCAACCGUGGUCCUCUGGACAAGUGGAGAGCCCUGCAUUCCUGAAGGCUUCAAUAGUUCUCUCCUAUACCCUACCAAAUCGUGUUCAGUAAUAAAUCUCUCAUCAAGUU